Molecule: messenger RNA, 7635 nt
Organism: Ruditapes philippinarum (Manila clam)
Lineage: Eukaryota; Metazoa; Mollusca; Bivalvia; Venerida; Veneridae
Exons: 2
Coding region: 209-937 (242 amino acids)
Cellular component (GO): nucleus
Molecular function (GO): transcription regulator activity
Source: RefSeq, a predicted model, not a curated record
ACGUCUAAGCCUCGUUUUCGGUUUAUGUCAUGAAGCACUCGGUAGAAAGGGGAAAAUUUCGGAAGAAAAUGUGAGUUUUCACAUGAAUAACAAAGAUUGAUAUGAUCAGAAAGUGUUCAGAAAUAUCGUAAACUGAAUGAGUUUUGAAACAAACGCUUCUCCAGUGAGGACCUGGGCAUAAAUAUCUGAUGAAGCGAAAAAGGAUAUAAUGAUUACUAGAGACAAGAUGGGUCAGGGUAUUAAAAGAAAACUUGAAGAUUUUGAAAAUGACAAGUGUCCGAGAAAUCAAAGACAGUCCAUUCUGGAUAUAUCUGUUGGAAAGUUACAUCUAAAGACAAUGAAAAAAGUUGAACCCCCACUUCUAAGAUCUGUACUUAUCUUGAAUACUCUCAAACAUAUCGAAUCAGAACUACUUAAAGAGGGAGUGCAAUCACCAACAAACACAUCAGCAUUUACCAUUCCUGAAGUUGAUCCAAACUCAACAGUCAUAGACUUUUUACCAGAGCAAAACUCGUCAAAAGUGGAAAUUGUUUCAGAACAAUCUGGUCCACUUCCAUCAAUAGACACAUUUGUUGGCAGUCGUGCCAUGAUCAUAGACACAAAAGAAGAAUUACCUUGUGAAAAACUAACCGUAGCAAAUAUGGGAGAAGCAUCUCCUACAAAUAUUUAUCAGCCUCCAUCAUUCCGAAUGGAAGAAGUCUUUAGUGACUUUGAUUUUCCAAUGUGUGAUUAUGACAUGUUUCCUGCAGUUUCUAAUGGUGCCAAUUUGACACAAUUAAGUGCAGAAGAAGUGCUUCAUUCCUUCCCAAACGCUAGCUCAAAUUUCAUUGGUGAAUCAUUCACAACUUUAUCAAAUGCAAGUUUAACACCUUUCUGUAAAGUCGAAACUGCAUUUGAUGAUCUAGAGAACAUUAUGCAAAUUCUUGUUGGAUCCUGACAAGAAGACACUAAGUAUUGUUGUGUUGAACAUGGAUGAAAAUCAUCAAAGUAAAGUUUAACACAAUAUUAUUUAAGACAUAUUUGAAAACGUUCUGUUAUUUAAUAGUGAAGAAAAGCAAUACUUAGUAUUUGGCAUAUUAAAGUAAAUAUGUUUAUUAACUAUUUUAUUUCAGAGGACUAAAAAGGACUGAUGUUGAACAUCGUUCAAAUGUUAUUUUAAAAAAGUGUUUUUAUUUUUUUUUUGAUACUGAAAAUAAACAUGCAGACAUAUGUUUGAAGAAAAGGCACAGUAAGACUUAACGUCUUUAGAUUUAUUAGAACUUACUGUAUUUAUUUAUCAUUAAGGCUAUGUAUUUUGAUGGUUCAAGUGACCUUCAACACAAAGAGUCGUGCCUAGUCUGGUUUGUGCAAUUUUAACAUAGUGUGCAGAAAGAGUAUUGGUGCCUUGUAUGUUGAGAAUGUGAAAUCUGUGAUUGUAGUAUGGCACAUGAUUUUGUUCCACUGGUUUUAAUUGUUUAAAAGCAAAUUUCAAGAUAUAAGUUUAAAAAAAAUACCCAACUAUUGCAAGAUGUCAGCUAGACAGUAAUUACUAGUAAGAUAAUACUUCCUUUCCCCAGGAAGCUUUACAAAAAAAAAUCAUGAUCAAAUUAUCCUGAUACUGUUUUCAUUGCUGUGAUCAUAUAAGCAUGGUAAACGUACAGAAUAAAAAAAUGCUGACUUCAUUUUUGCAGAAACAUACAUUAUUUUUUAUAAAGUAAGAUUAACCAUACAAUUAACAUAAUCAAUAAAAGGAUCAAGGUCAACUUUGAUACAUGAAUAUCUUGUCAUGUAAUAGCAUGACAAAUCGAGUUAUUUUGAUUUAUUAUUAUUUAAAACUGGUUCUAAAACAUUUGUAAUAGAUGAAGGGUAGAUCUAGCUUGAAAUUUGUAUUGUCAAGUCAAAAUUUAAAUGUUCAAUCAUGCUUUAGGAAAUAAUUGGGCCAAUUUUGUGCUGUUAUUACUGUGUUGCUCUUGGCCAAAAUUAUCGUUUUUAAUGAAGUUUUAUACCUAACAAAAAAUGAUACAUUUGUUAGCAUGAUCAGUAAAAAAUUUAAUAUACAUUGCCAGUGUGGAAUUUAAUUUUGUCAAUUUCUUGUUCACUGUCUCAUUUGAAAGCAGAGAAUGGCCUUAUUAUAGAUUAUAAGGUGUAGUGAGAAUAUUCUAGAUAUUUUGUGUUGUGAUUUAAGAAAUGAUGCAAUCAAAUUUUAUAUAUUUUUAUGCUUUUUGCCAAAAAGUAUGAUAUAUAGUAGAUAUUGAAUGGGUCAUAUGACACAGUGCAAUGAUAUAUUAUGUUUAUCAUUUGUUUUAAAUCUUGUUCUGGAAACAAAAGUUGUUACCUGUUGUGUAUUUAUUUAUUAAGAUUUUAGUAAGUUGUAAGAUACAUAUAUAUAGCUUGUGUACUGCAGAGAUGAUUUAUAUAUUUAUACAUACCCUGGUGGCUUACAAGUUAUUAAAGUGUAUAUCAAGUCAAAAGCACAAAGUUUAUCAAAGCUGAAGUUACAGCAAUAAAAAAAUUGAACAGGGAAAAUAAUUUUGUUUUGCGGCCUGAGUUAUAUGGCUAAUAAAAGAACAUUCUGUUGCAUUAAUAAUUGCACACCUUAAAUGGCUUAAUACUAAUAGAAAGAUUGAUUAUGAUGGAUAAUUCACUAAAGUUAGAACUUAGAUAUAUUAAGGCAUUUUUGGACAUAAUCUGACAUGUACAAGAAAUAUAGGUCCAAAGUAAAUACUAGCAGGGUGUAUACAGUAUAUAUUGAAGCUGUUAGCUUCCAUAAUUUACUAUUUAUUUUGUAUGAAAUUGAAAAAAUGGGUACAAUACAUGAAGUAUUGCAACAGAAACUGUGAUAUCAGAUGGUUUUAGUGUUAUAGAAUCAAAUGAUAUAGAAAUGUAUUUACAUUAUAUGUAUUCUGAAAAGUUGUGGAGGUGGUAGUUGUCGAGAGCUACAAUAAGAUAGUGAAUAUCUUCUUGAAAAACAAAGAGGUUUUUUUUUUCAGAAUACAUUUGUGUGUAUAUAUAUUUAUAGUGGAGGAAAUGAACAUUUAUAAUGAUGUAUAUUUCUAGUGAAGAAAAACAUGUAUACAAUGCCGUAGUUAAGACAUAUAUGAAAUGUGUGUAGAAAGAAAUGAAAAGUUGGAGAUACAAUAUAUUGUGGUAAACAAGUUUAAUAUGUACAUUAAUCAAUUUAAUGUAAAAUGAGUACUUACAUAUUCAGCAAUAUUUGUGCUAAACAUGAUCACAAUACUGUGCUACCAUAGUUCCUUAUAUAUUAUCUUUUUACAUAAGUGUAACUGUACAAGGGCCAGACAUCGAGUGUUGAAUUGUCCGAAACUUUUGACUUUCUAAUGCCUUGAAAGUUAAUUUAUUUUUCUUGCCAAAGUAUUCACUUAACUGUUUUUGUACACUGUUUGGGAACAUACAUACCAUCAUGUGUGGUGCUUAUGCACAAAAGACUUGUGAAAUAUAGAUCAUAUUAUGAAGCAUGUACACCUUUAAAAGUAGCUCUAUAGUCUAUAUAGAGAUUUAUGGGGAUUUUGAAGCGUUAAAGUAACAUACGAAAGUCAGAGACCAAAAAAAUGACUGUUUGUCCGAUAUAGAAUGUUUUUGUCUAUUCGGUCACUGUGUUAUGGGUACAUUAACAAAUUUAUAUAUCUUAUUUUGUUGAGUGCCGCCACUGCAACCUGCGAUACAGUUGUAAUUAUUGCUAGUUUAUUUGUUGCAGUUGACAUUUUUAUAUUUUUGUACAAUUUGAGACAGAGUAUUUAUUUGUACGAAAUCAUUGUUCAAAUUAUUGUCAAAAUCAUUCAUAGUCAUAGUAUUGUCAUUAAGAGAUGCUUCAUUUAGUGUAUGUUUAUUUUAAGAAUGGUAAAGCAAUGACUGAAAUAUUUGUUUAGAAUGUGUUUGUUUGUAAGGCAGGAUGUAUGAAAAGCUUGAGAACACGAGCAUGAAAAUUCUGUCUUACAGGCCAAAUACAUGUGGCUCUAGAGGUUUACGGAAAGGGAAAUGAUGAGUUCAUUCUAAAAUGACAGUGAUUUUUCUGCUUAUAUAACAGACCGAUAAAAAUUUAAAGGCCUCUUCCCGAUCGAAAUUUUCUUUAAAAUCAUGCAGUUUUCCCAAAAAUCUGAACAUAAACCUAGUUUUUCACUUCCCUAAUUAGCAAUUUUAGUGGAAAUUUUUCCCAAAAAAGGUCUGUUCCCAAUUGAGAAAAAUCACUGCUUGAAUUUAAGUUAAAAUAUGAAGACUUGAAGACAGUGUAAGGAGAUUUAGGGUAUGUUUAUGAAAACAUCUCUUAUGAAAGCAUCUCUUUGCCAAAGUGUAACUAGCAUCAUUCUUGUUAUCAUGCAUAAUCAAAUCAUUAGGAAAUCGUGAAUAUUCCAAAUUACCAUAGUCUUAAUUUUUUUUGUACUGUGAAUCAAAUAUGUUAUUACUUUAAUUUAGAAUAAAGUACAUUAUGUUUUGGUGCUCAAGACUUGGUGUUGUCACACGGUUAGAGGCUGGAAAGGGUUUUUUGUUCCGAUUGAAGGAUUGGAAUAUUUUACGCAACUUGUAAAUAAUCAUUUGUACUAUUUAUUGAACCCAUACUAUAUGUUAUUUAUUUAUAGAACUGAUUGUGUCUCAUUGUUUCCACCUUGUAAAUAUAUAUUUUUGUUACCAAAAAAAUAAUCAAAUUAGUUAUAUAAGUAAAAAUGGACAGUAAAACUAUAAUUCAUUAAUGAUUUAACCAUUUUGUUAGUCACUAGUUUUAAUUUGAAAAACAUAAAUAUUUGAUGAUGAUUUGAAGUAGGCUUGGUAUUUUUGUGUUAAAAUUGAAUAUUUAGAUUGAUGCCAUGCUUUGAAAGGUGAUAUACUUUGCUUUUAAAUCUCAGUAAAUUAAACAAACGAGCAUUGUGUGUGAUAUUCUGGUCAGAGUUGUGAAGACUCACACUGUUAUUUAUAAGUGUUGAUAGAUAUUGAUAUAAAUAACCUUGAAUCUGCUGUCAAAAUAAGCUGCACUAAUAAAUUGCUUUGACCACCAUUUUAGAUCAAGGCUUAUUCACAUUUCCUUUCUUGUUGACAACUCAAGUUUUCUAUUUUUAUAUGUUGAAAUUUUUUUAAUGAUUUUAAUAGUCGAUUGUGGAAAAGUCCUCAAUUAUAGGCAAGGCAAGUUUAGUUUCAUAAAUUUAAUAGGUUAAUUUACUGCUAAAACCAUAAAACAUGUACUUUGUUACAGAAAUGAUAAAUUUUUUGAUUGGUCUACUCUACUGAAUAUGCCCUAGACCAUGCUAAAUUUGCUAAAUAUUUUAGAUAAAAUUCAUUUACAAUUUUUGAUUAAUUUUUGACGGUAACCAUAUGUAAUCAAUGUUUAGAAUUAAUUGAUGUUUUUUAUGCAAAAUAGUUGUCACUAUAGAGAAAGGUCAACAACCUUUGCACACCAAACAGAAAAUGCAACCUUUAAGCACCUUAGGAAUUUGAUUUUAAUGUUUUAAUUGUUUGAUGAUUAGAAAUCAGGAAUACAAGGUAUGAAUAAAUUACUCCAGGUAAAGCCAUUUGAUGAAUUUAACUAAUGAUGACAUAAAAAAAAGUUCCAAAAGAUCCGAGACCUUAAUACUGUGCCUAUAUUAGCAGUAUAGAACUAGAGCCGCCAGGAUAAUAUCUGUUCAGUCUGACUGGACUUCGUAUCGGUGGCUGUUCAACUUAAACAUUUUAUUGCUAACAUUAGAUUAAUUGUGAACAGUUAAAUAUGUAAAGCAGAGCAAGGCCAUUUAUCAAUUUGGACGAUUUAUGUUAAAAGAAAUUCAUUGAUAAUGAUAAUAAUAAGCAACUCUACAGUUGAGUCAUUUUCAUCCUGCACCCUUAGUGUAUUUAUAUAAAACCGCAACCCCAUUUCGUUGAAAAAUCACUGCUGGAAUGUUAAGGUUGAAGCUGAUUUUAACUUUAUAUUAGAAUCAUUGUAUGAGUUUGUUUUUUCUAGGAUGCUUGUUUCAAAAGUUUGGAGAUACUAAUUUUAUAUGAUUUACACUUUAUAGUCAAUAGUUGAUAAUUUUAUGUGAUGAUUAAAGCCAAAAACUUAACCAUGCCUCCCACCCCCUGCUGAAGUUAGUCCCCAUCCUUGUGUAUAUGAUCAAAAUCACAGUUAUCCCCAAUUUUCAUUUGGACUAUAUCUACAUGCAUGUAUUUUCAAUUUUGCUACUUGAACUUUAAGGCUUGAUUUCAUUAGCAUUUCUCAAAUUUUAAUAAUGAAAACCGAGUUGUGUUUACUGUAUAUGCCCAAUUAAAUGCACUGCUGUGCAUAAAAAUACCCACCAGUUCUUGUUAAGAAAAAAAGUUACUUUUUUCAAUGAAGUAAGCUACUUAUUAUACCCAACACACUGCUUUUUUGGAGAGGGACACAUUUUCAGUAACCCAUUUUUACAUGAUUUUGAGCAAUAUUGUUUUUAUACUUCAUUUGUUUGUAAAUAGCUGCAAUGUUAUUUUGUGUACAUAUUUUUUAACAGAUGCGUAAUUUAUUUAUUAUUUUACGUUUUGUUUUUGUUCCUGUUUUUAGGUCCAAUAAAUAUUUGCAUAAAGGAAUAAGAUUUUGAAUAAAAAUGCUGCUGUUGAAUAUAUAAGCAAUUGUAAGGAGUUGAGAUUACAUUUAAAGGGAAUAAAAGAUAUAUAUGAAUUGACACAUUAGAAAGAUGCGCACAAUUAUGACAAAUGUGACCAAAAAUAACAUUGUAUUUGACUUUAAGUUGAUGAUAAGCAAUAUUUUAGCUGUUUACCUUAGGUGAUUAUUUGUGAGGUAAAAUAAGUUAUUAAUUUGUUCAUGGCCAAGUUAAAUUUCAAAAUGUGACUAUUGCAGUUUCAAUUUAAUCAAGUAGUGAUUUUACAGUUGUUGUACAAUUCUCCUACUUUGAUGACCUGGAAAUUAUGAAAUUGAAAAAAAAUAGAUAUUUAUAAUCAGAGAAAGGGUUGAUUUUUUUUGCCAAAUUUCUUAAAUUUUUGAUAUUUGUAAACUGAUGACUGUUCAAAUAUAGUUUAUCAACUUAAGUUCAAUAAUAUGAUUAAAUUAUUUGCUUUUUGAGCAAUAUUGAAUGUAACUUAUUUAUCUUGUAUAAGAAAACAAAAAGCUUCAUAAUUAUUUAUGUAAUUUGUAGUCUCUAUGGUAAUUAUAAAAUCUUUUUUUUUACCCAGAAAACGAACAUGUUCUACUUAAAUUUUACUUUUUAUUGAAUGAAGUAAAACAGACAGUCUCAUUUUAUUUUUGAUUUGCAAAAAAUAAUACAAUUUUCUCCAGUCAUAAAUCCCCCUUUGAUUGAAAUUAUUUUUAAGAUAGUUAGGUAUAGGUAUUAUUUGCAUGUGUCAUUACAACAUUUAAAAUCAUUGUUCAGUUCUCUAGAGGAUCUCUAUUUUUAUAUGGUUUCAUUAAAAGAUAAAGUAUAAGUAUUCAUUGUUGAAAGGUAAUGCAUUGUAUUCAAUCUUAUUUCAUAAAUUUUAUACUAUAAAUCAAAUUUUAUGCAAACUUGUUGAGACAAUGAAAAAUAUCUUAUAUUUUACCAGAUUCUAAAUAAUGUUAGCGAGUUUUGAAUUAUUUGUACAGUAUUGUAGUAUUUUAGAAUUGAGUCUAUGUUGUUGUUAAUACAUUUGUACUAUGUUCUCAUUAUCACUAUUUAUUAUCAAUAAUAAAUAUGUAUAAAUAUGUAA